Molecule: messenger RNA, 6103 nt
Organism: Stegostoma tigrinum
Lineage: Eukaryota; Metazoa; Chordata; Chondrichthyes; Orectolobiformes; Stegostomatidae
Product: kelch-like protein 4
Exons: 11
Coding region: 137-2281 (714 amino acids)
Molecular function (GO): protein binding
Source: RefSeq, a predicted model, not a curated record
GCUAGCAGUACUGUGUACUGCUCAGAGAGGGCUUGUUCUUUUUGGUUUCUUCAGUGAAGGGAUUUGGUGCAAGGGUGUGAAACGGCGUUGAAAUCAAAGCUAUCUCACAUUUACAAGUUUAAGAUUCUCCAGCACAAUGAUGUCUGUGUCCGGGAGGAAGGAGUUUGACAUGAAGCAGAUUCUGAGGCUGAGAUGGAAAUGGUUUAGCCAGAGCUCUUCUGGAAGCAGUGGCUGUCUCCAGCAGGAGGGAUUUGAGCACCGUAGUAUGGGUCAGAACAGAUUGAAAAGCCACUCGAGGGACAGAAGUGGACUCACAAAAAACAGCAGUCCUGUGAACAGUUUACUGGCACCUGUGCCAGCUCCAAUUUACAGGAGACCUGACAGUCAGCCAUGGUAUCAGCAGAAUACAGUGCCACGCACACCAGAGAAUGAAGGACUCGCUAAAAUUUCUGAUGAAGAAGAUUCACUUAAAGAAGAAAAAGAGAACAAAGGAGCAGUGGAAUCAGGCAGUGUUGAUCUCACAGAAGAGCCUACGGAGAGGUUGUCAUUGAACAGCUGCUCUCCUAUUAGGAUGAGUUCCGGUAGUUCAGAUGAGUUCUUCCAGUCAACGAAUCAUGCAGAGCAGACAUUUCGGAAAAUGGAGAACUACCUCCAGCACAAGCAACUGUGUGAUGUUCUUCUGAUUGCAGGGGAUCACAAGAUUCCUGCUCAUCGGCUUGUCCUUAGUGCUGUUUCCGACUACUUUGCUGCCAUGUUUACAAAUGAUGUGCGUGAGGCCAAGCAAGAAGAAAUUAAAAUGGAGGGUGUUGAUCCUGAUGCACUGAAAGCACUUGUUCAUUAUGCUUACACAGGUCUCUUGGAGCUGAAAGAGGAAACUAUAGAGAGCCUAUUGGCUGCAGCAUGUCUACUCCAGCUGUCUCAAGUGGUGGACGUAUGCUGCAACUUUCUUAUGAAACAGCUCCAUCCAUCAAAUUGUUUGGGAAUAAGAUCCUUUGCUGAUGCUCAAGGCUGCAUGAAUCUGCUAAAAGUGGCUCACAGCUAUACCACGGACCAUUUCAUGGAAGUGAUUAAGAACCAGGAGUUUCUUCUGCUUCCUGCUAGUGAGAUUGCGAAGCUCCUUGCUAGUGAUGACAUUAAUGUUCCCGAUGAGGAGACCAUAUUUCAAGCUUUGAUGAUGUGGGUGAAACAUGAUUUACAGAAGAGACAACAGGACCUCGCAAUGCUCCUGUCUUACAUCAGAUUACCUUUACUGUCUCCACAGCUUUUGGCUGACUUAGAAAACAAUCCAAUGUUUGCUGAUGAUCUGGACUGUCAAAAACUUCUUAUGGAAGCCAUGAGGUAUCACUUGUUGCCAGAGAGACGACCCAUGAUGCAAAGCCCCAGGACGAAGCCCCGAAAGUCUACCGUUGGGGCACUUUACGCUGUAGGAGGAAUGGAUACCACCAAGGGGGCUACAACUGUAGAAAAAUAUGAUCUCAGGACAAACAAUUGGAUGCAAGUAGGCACAAUGAAUGGAAGACGUCUACAGUUUGGCGUGGCAGUGAUUGACAGCAAGCUGUAUGUGGUUGGUGGGAGAGAUGGAUUAAAAACAUCCAACACAGUAGAAUGUUAUAAUCCAACAGCCAAGGUCUGGUCCAUAAUGCCACCAAUGUCUACACACAGGCAUGGCUUAGGAGUAGCUGUACUUGAAGGGCCAAUGUAUGCAGUUGGUGGACAUGAUGGUUGGAGCUACCUUAACACUGUAGAAAGGUGGGACCCACAAGCUCGUCAGUGGAACUAUGUUGCGAGCAUGUCAACUCCAAGAAGCACGGUAGGAGUUGCAGCAUUAAAUGGCAAGCUGUAUGCAGUAGGUGGGCGAGAUGGCAGCUCCUGCCUACGAUCAAUGGAGUGUUUCGAUCCUCAUACCAAUAAAUGGAGCAUGUGUGCUCCCAUGUCCAAGAGAAGAGGUGGUGUGGGAGUUGCUACGUGCAAUGGUUUUCUUUAUGCAGUGGGAGGACACGAUGCCCCUGCCUCUAAUCACUGCUCCAGGCUUUCAGAUUGCGUGGAACGGUACGAUCCAAAAACAGACAACUGGACAACCGUGGCACCUUUAAGUGUUCCAAGAGAUGCUGUAGGAGUGUGUCUUCUUGGCGACAAGUUAUAUGCUGUAGGAGGAUACGAUGGACAGACUUACUUAAAUACUGUAGAAUCUUAUGAUGCACAAAAUAAUGAAUGGACAGAGGAGGUGCCUCUGAAGAUUGGAAGAGCUGGUGCUUGCGUUGUUGUGGUCAAAUUGCCAUGAAGCACCGAAAAGAAUGUAUUUUUUUUAAACUGAUGACCACAGGGAGUCAAAAAAAAUGUUGUAUAUACAAGAUUAAACAUUCCAAAAACAGCAUCAGCCUCACCACAGAUUGGGAUGUGCAUUAGGAAGAAGCAGCACAGACUGAGCUGUAGUCUGCUAGAGCUACUCAGCCAAAUCCAGAAUUACACAGAAUGGCACAGCCUCAUCAUAGAACAUAUAGUAUAUUGAUGGAAAUUCAUCUCCUAAUUAAGUUACAUCAGGGAAUGAAAUGAUCAUCAUUGGAGACUCAUUGUAGAAUGAAAUGUAUACUGAUGGAGCCUAACCAUUGAAUGAGACAAAUACUACUUUUGGAACUCAGUCUCUUGUCACUCUUUUUUACUGAAACCCUUUUCUAACAACUGAUUCUGCUUGAGCUGGUUUACUAGUAUUGUACUUGAAAGAAUUUGGAUAGUUUCAUGUCUGCUAAUAUUAAUGUGUAAAAAUAUUGUAUAUGAAACAUGAUUUCAGACUAACAUUUUAUCAACAUUCCUUUAAAAGUGAAAUGCAAACAAUCAAAACUAACUCACAAAAUUAAACAAUACAUUUUGAAACAUCACUUUAAACUGGAUAAUAAAUAGAGGCAAUGCUAAAACAAAUCACAAAGUUAGUUUCUAAUACUCGACAAUUCAAUUACAGGUUAAAAAAUUACCUUAUUCAUGAAACCAGAAAAAUGAUUCAAACCAAUUAUAAAAAAUUACAUAUAAAUACAUCGCCAAAAUAGGGCUUUAUAAGCAUUAGCCUAUGAAGACAUUAAUGUCACCCUUCCACAGGCCUACGCUUUGGUAAUGGAAAGAUACUUUACAAAAUCCAUGAUACUGUGUGAAGAGAAACAGGUCUGUGUGUUUUUCCUCAACUAUUCGGUUAUUUUUUUCUAAUUGAGCCAAGCCAUGUCGACACAGUGGUCAUCAACAACUUCACAGAUGGCAAAACAUUCCGUAGAUACCGCAAAGGCCAUCUUUUGUAAACGUUGUGAUACAUGCAUAGACCACCAGAAGCAAAGUAUAGUAACUCAAGCCUUUGUCCUAAUUUUAAGUCUGCCUUAUUUCAGAAAUAUUCACCCAAGAAUGAUCUUUUAAAAUGUUCAGAAAAUGCAUGGCUUAACCUUUUCUUUUAAAUGUCCUAAUGCAAAAUUAAAGCAGCCUCAAACUUAGAAAAAUGUGACUGUAAUAAAAUGGCAGGGAGUUAAUCUUGCAGACUCAUUUUUGUAGCACUGUUCAUCUAUGAAGUCUGCAUUGACAAUGAACUUCAAAUAAUUUAAUUUUGUAAGUAUUUUAAAAAUAGUUGAGGGUUAAGGAGUUUACUGUCAAGUUUUCUGGGGUGCAACUCCAAAAUGUGGGAUUGUAAAGAUUGAAAACAAUCAUCUCGAAAUUUUUUAUCCAUAUCAAUAUAACUGCAAUGAUCUGAUAUAAUUAUGAAAUAAGCUUACCGAGAAUGAAAACUCAGCCACAGAAGCAUUUUCUAAGUAACAUAGGAUUGUAAUUCAAAUAAUUAUAUUAUAGCCACACCACAAAUCAACUUUCAGAUAAUCAAUCAAUUCUUCCCUGAAUGAAUCUUUAAAUUAUCUGACAAAUUUAUAAGAAAUCACAGGAUGCACAGAGCAUCAAUAAAACUUUCAAACAAUACAGUUAUAAUUCUGAAGAGCUGCCCAUAUUUUUUCUCAUACAGAGAUCCUAAAGAGUCUCUUUAAGUCAAUCUAAAGAAUUUAAUAUUCCCAUUUGUGAUCAAAGAUAUAUUUAUACAACAUAAAAUGAUUAUCAAGUGGGCUAAGAAUCAUUUUAAAAUUAUAACAUGACAUAGUCUUUAAAGUUCAUACAUUAGUAUAGCAACUACAAACAAAUUACACCAAAGUUAGUCAUAGGUCAUUUAUGUAGUGCCAGCAAUGCAGAGUUAUAUUUAUGGAGAUAUGCAAGUAUACUGUUUAUCCAAACGUCUAUGUACAUAUCAUAUUGAUAUUGGCAAAUGUGUUAUUGGUGAAUCCAAUUUACUGAGCCUUUGAAUGUGCCAACAGAAAUAUAGCAGGUGUGUAAAAAAUUGCUGAAUGGACAAACUGAUAUUGAGAUAACUAUAUUGUACAAUAUUACAAAAUAUUUCCACCUUACUGAGCCAAGAUCAACACAAGACAACAUUCCAGUAUGGGGAGAAUACAUUUCUUCCCAUUGACAGGGAAAGUUAAAAUAAUUCAGCUGUUGGGCAGGUGGCGGGAAUAACAUUCAAACACAUAUUAAGAUCAGAGACUGGUAAUAGAACAUCUGGGCUUUGUCUACUUUGAAUCAUACUCUUCACCUCCAAUUCUUGCUGAUUUAGUGGUUACAGAAUUAAUAAUCAAGGAUAAUAAACUGAAGUCACAGCAAAUUUUUGCAACGCUUCUAUUUCUGACUUGAUUAUUUUUCUCAGUUAUUAAAGAAUGAAUCUGUUGCUUAAAGACUGGAAACUGGAAACUCCUCUCCCCCAAGAUUUUUAUAUAUUAAGGAACAAAAAGAGAAGUUAUUGGAAAAGCUCAGCAGAUCUGGCAGCAUCUGUGAAGAAAAGAAAAAUCAGAAUUAACCUUUCAGGUCCAGAGAUCCUUCCUCAGAAUGGAAGGGCCUGAGGAAGGGUCACUGGACCUGAAAUGCUAACUCUGACUUUUUCCUUCACAGAUGUUGCCCAUACCUGCUGAGCAUUUGCAGCAACUUCUGUUUUUGUUCCUGAUUUACUGCAUCUGUAGUUCUUUCCGUUUUAAUUCUAUAUAUUAAGGUUUAUGUUUGUCAGUCAGGAUAUUUUGAGUUGUCCCUGUAGUGGACUGCAGUAUAUUUUAACCAUCCUGCAAUGUUUAGUAGUCAGCAAGAUCAGCUCCAAGUGUUACCAGGGUCAUAGCUGACAAUAAAAACACGACAUUUCUUCAAACAGGCAAGCUCUGGUCUCAUGUGCUAAAAAUAAAAUGAAAGGGCAGUACAAUUUUCAUGACUGAAAUGUACCAAUCUUGCAACUAAUCCCAUUUGAUUACAACAUCGUAUUUUGAAGUUCGUAUGUGCUAGAAUAGUAGAACAGUGUCUCAGCAUAUCUAAACAUAUUUGCUAUCAUUAGCACUUGACAGUCAAUCACAUUUAUCUAGAAGGUGCUGCAGUGGUGCUCCUUACAUCUGCCAACAUUUAAAUUGCAGAGGUACUUCAAUGGUUUUGGGAUGUUCUGAAUACGGGAGCUUUGAAUUCUUCCAGCUGUGGCAAUUUAAUAACGUUUACAGUUCAGCUGCUGAUCUUAACUCUUGGGCUGCAUCUGAAAGAAACCACUUUCAGUUUUAGGGUUAAUACAGCUGACAAGACGAGUUGUGAAGGAUCCAUAAUUUUGUAAAAUAAAGCAUUUACAGUCCAGCACAUUAGUUUCUACGUAAUUUUUAUGCCACAUAAAAGCAAACAAGACUUUGCAAUUCAUUUGGUUUCAAAGACAUUUUAAAGUUAGAAGAUUUCAUGAGCCAUCUUUGACGUAAUGGUAAUUUUUAAACAAAUAGCAAACUUUUGGAAAGUUACAUAGGAUGAGAAAAUUCCUAUUUUUACAGACUAAUUUUGCAACAUGGGAGGCCAAAACUUGUAAUUAGAUCAGCUAUUUACGCUGCCUUUCGGUAUCAUCGAGACUCUGUAUUAGUGACGGAGUAUAUAUUUAUGUAAGACUGCAUCUUUUCAGUACUGUAAUUUAUACCAAACAUUUGGUCACUAAGAGGUGUUUUUUUUGUGUAGCAUGCAAGGAAUCAUUUCUUUCUUACUGCACUCUUGGUUCAUUUAUCUCUAAGUCUUCUGUGCAUUCUGAAGU